Messenger RNA from Aethina tumida (small hive beetle), 745 nucleotides. It is a transcript of the gene mRpS28, whose product is annotated as 28S ribosomal protein S28, mitochondrial. The record is from RefSeq and is a predicted model, not a curated record. The coding region runs from base 75 to 587 and encodes 170 amino acids. Gene Ontology annotation, cellular component: mitochondrial small ribosomal subunit. The transcript has 2 exons. NCBI's taxonomy places the organism in Eukaryota, Metazoa, Arthropoda, Insecta, Coleoptera, Nitidulidae.
AAAUUAAGGUUAGAUAAUUAUAACCUAAUAAAUGUUAGAAUUUUGAUUGACUUGUUAAAAACAAAACUAACAGAAUGCUUGCGUCUAGAGCAUGUUACAGAAGCAUCAGAGCUCUUGCCAAACAUACUAGUUGUGUUAAACAAACUUGUUGUUCCUUUUUCUCAACUGACACUACUGGGGAAGCAGCAGAAGGUUCAGGACCAGUUAAAAGUUACGCUCAGGCCUUCGAAAAAUUCCAAGAUCUUGCGGAAAAGAAACCAGAACAAAAACCACAAACCUUUGCAUCCCUUUUGAGAAAUUCGAAAUUCAUCGAUCUUGGUGAUCCAGAGGGAAAGGUUGUUGUUGGAAAGAUCUUUCAUACAGUUGAAGAUGAUCUCUAUAUAGAUUUCGGUUGGAAAUUCCACUGUGUUUGUCCAAGACCAAAGAAAAAUGGUAGUAGUUAUGUAAGGGGCAGUAAGGUAAGACUGAUGAUCAAGGAUUUAGAAUUGUCAUCAAAAUUUCUUGGUUAUGAAAAGGACCUGACUUUGUUAGAGGCCGAUUGCGUUCUUUUAGGUUUAAUUCAGGAAAGAAGUAGAAGUUCUGUGUAGAGUAACUUUUUAUUGAUUUUAUAAUAAAAUACAUUUAUACAGUUAGUCAUGUGUUUUGUUAACGGCAAGAGAACAUGUAUAUAUAAUUAAAAUAUGUAACAAUCAAUUGUUAUUAAAUAUUCGAUUUUUAUUUAACAAAGUAAAGUUUACAAAAAGUU